This is a messenger RNA of Chiroxiphia lanceolata (lance-tailed manakin), 1961 nucleotides long. It is a transcript of the gene BIRC7, whose product is annotated as baculoviral IAP repeat containing 7. The record is from RefSeq and is a predicted model, not a curated record. Lineage: Eukaryota; Metazoa; Chordata; Aves; Passeriformes; Pipridae. The transcript is spliced from 6 exons. Bases 1 to 1017 code for a protein of 338 amino acids. Gene Ontology annotation, cellular component: cytoplasm; nucleus. Gene Ontology annotation, biological process: negative regulation of apoptotic process; positive regulation of protein ubiquitination; regulation of cell cycle. Gene Ontology annotation, molecular function: cysteine-type endopeptidase inhibitor activity involved in apoptotic process; ubiquitin protein ligase activity.
AUGGGGGAUGCGGCACCGGCCGAGGGGACGGAGCGUGGGGCUGGCUCUUCCCAGCUCUUCGAUUCCAGCAUGAGGAGUGUGGCAAGGAGACUCAGGACUUUCCAGCGAUGGCCACGCACCUCACCUGUGUCCCCCCGAGACCUGGUCGAGGCCGGGUUCUUCUACGUGGGUCCCAGGGAUGAAGUGCAGUGUUUCUGCUGCGGGGGUGUCCUGAAGGACUGGAGGGCCGGGGACUGCCCCAUAAUAGAGCACCUGAAUUUCUUCCCUUCCUGUAAAUACAUUUGUGGUGAGGAUGUUGGGAACCAAGAGAUGCUGUCGCUCCAGGAGAUCUUUGACACUGUGGAUGGGCAGUUCCUCAGUCUCUUGCAGGGGAUAGUCAGUGAGGAGACAGCCCUGCCCAAUGAACCAGAAUACCCAGAGAUGGUCACAGAGGAGAUGAGACUCUCUACCUUUGAGAGCUGGCCACAAAAUUCUGACAUUCAUCCAGAGGAACUGGCCAGAGCAGGGUUCUUUUACACAGGACGAGGUGAUGUAGUGAGAUGCUUUUACUGUGAUGGAGGUGUGAGGAGCUGGUCGUUCGGAGAUGAUCCUUGGAGGGAACAUGCCAAAUGGUAUCCAGAGUGUGAAUUCUUAUUGCAUUCAAAGGGGAGAGAAUUUGUUAGCAGUGUUCAGGAGACCUUUUCUACCACCCUGCUAGCUCCAAGACGUUCCUGGGAUCAGACUGAACAGGACUCCUCUCCUUCCCAAGAUCCUGUUCGGAGGGAGGCUGGAACAUCAAGAGAAGAAAUGCAGUCUGUGCAGCAAAAGGAAUCAGAUGAGUCUCAGCUGAGCACAGAAGAACAGCUCCGCCGCCUGCAAGAGGAAAGGAUGUGCAAAGUGUGCCUGGACAGAGAUGUGUCUGUUGUGUUUGUUCCCUGUGGCCACCUGGUAGCUUGUGGAGACUGUGCCCUCAAUUUGAGGUUGUGUCCCAUCUGCAGAGCUGUCAUCCAGGGGACUGUGAGGACUUUCAUGUCCUGAGCUGUGAUGCACCCAAAGGGAAAGAUAAGUCUGUACAGCUCACUGAUAACACAGCAGAGGAAGAAAAUCACUAAAUAGAUUGAUGCUGGAGCAGUUUUAUUUGCAGGGUAUCUUGGUAUAUGUGUAAAAACUCACUAAAUGUGCCUCCUGUGCACAGUGUUUCUAGGAGGAGCUGCUGGUUUGCUGUACUGUUGCUGUAGGACUGUUCCAGAAAAACUCUGCUGGGUUCUUUUGUCCUCCAAAGAGAGGCUUUUGUUGACAGACUCUCCUCCAAAUUCCUGUGUUCUCAAAUGAAUCUUUGCUCUGUGUUGAAAUCAAAGGCUGUUUUUAGUAGGCUCUCUGAUUCUUUUUCACACAUUUAGCAGUUGUUUAGAGAUUAUUCUGCUAGAGCUUCCUUCAGUAAGUUUGAGUGAAAAUGGGAGGGUUUUGUAUACAAAAUGCAUUCCAUUGAGACAAGAAUACUCAGCAGCAAUGUGUUGUGGGAGGGGGAGAAUCUAACUUUUUCUUCUGAGCUCUUUCCUGUCCUCCCCUCUUUUUUUGUUGAAUUUUCAACAAUUGAUGAAAGGUUUUACUGGUACUCAAGUCUGCGUAACAAAAUGGAAAAGCCUGGCCUGUAGUAGACUCUCCAACCUCUUUACUCUCAGUUGCCCUCCCCAGGUGAAAGACUCUUUGCUCAGGGUCACUAUGGUCUCCUGGAAGCUUCUCGUGGAGCUCUUCCCUGGCUGUUGGGUACUAUCCUACUAGAAGACAGCUAUGGAAACUUACCUUUUUAGGACUUCUGUUUGCUGGUUAAACUGGUGAUUCUUAUUUAAAAUGGAAUAUUCUAUCAUUUAGCCAAAAAGAGUAAGUUUUGUCCAUACCAGAGGUUGUUAACUGAAGGGGAAAGGAAAUAUGUUUUUAAAAAUAAACUGUUCUUUUUCAUGGAAUAAAAUUUUUCCUUUGUU